This is a messenger RNA of Hevea brasiliensis (rubber tree), 4459 nucleotides long. RefSeq lists its product as uncharacterized. NCBI's taxonomy places the organism in Eukaryota, Viridiplantae, Streptophyta, Magnoliopsida, Malpighiales, Euphorbiaceae. The record is from RefSeq and is a predicted model, not a curated record. The coding region runs from base 208 to 4287 and encodes 1359 amino acids. The transcript has 2 exons.
AAAUCCAUCGAACCCCUUUCCCUCCCAACGGCUCUCUCCCUCUCUGUGAGAAACUACUUUUCUCAGUUCUUUUGUUACCCCUCCUCUUCAUCUCUCUGUCUCCAUUUCACUUCUCCAACAAAGGAACCAAGAAUUCACAACUCCUUGUACAUGGCGUAUCUGUAGAUCCGUUACCAGGUAUUGUUUUGAAACAAACUCCAAAGGAAAAUGGACAGGGCCUGUGAAGAGCUAGAUGAAGCUAAAGCUGAGAUUGAGAAGCUCAGGGUAGAUUUAAAAUGCAAAGCAGAACUGUCAGAGAAUUUAAAGAAAGCUCACAACGACCGAAUCAUUAAAAUUCAACAAGCAAACUCUAAAAUUGAGAAGCAGACCCAAGAACUCAGUGAAAAGGCCGAGGAGAUCUGUGUGGCAAGAAAAAUGUGUGAAGAUCUUCAAUGCAGUUUGAAUGAAAAGGACUCCAUCAUCAGACGUCUGAGCUCCUCAAAUGAUAAGCUUAGAGUUGAUUGUGAUGAGAAGCACAAAAAAUGGGAGGAGGAAAGACGUGGGUUGCUGUUGGCUCUAGAUGAGGCAAAUGAGAAGAACAUAGAUAAAGAACAAAAAAUUAAUGUAUUUAUGGCAGAGAUUGAGGGUCUUAAAGGGCUUCUAUCAACUUCACAGAAGAAGUGCUUGGAAGCAGAGAAAAAGGCCAAAGAAUCCAAAGAACUUCGAGAAAGAGAUGAUACGCUACUCAAAUUAGAGGAGGAGAAUAGCAAGCUUGAAGAUCAACUAAAAUGGAAGAAAGAACAAUUCAAACAUCUAGAAGAAGCACAUGAAAAGCUCCGAAAUCAGCUCAGGGAAAGCAAGAAAGAGUGGGAGCUGGAGAAGUCUGCACUAAUUGAUGAGAUUUGUUCCCUGCAGACAAGCUUAGAUUCUCAGACCAGAAUCUCAGAUGAUCUUCAAAACCAGUUAAAGAUGUGCAACCAAGCACUAGCUCAUGAAGAAAGCAGGAGAAAGUAUCUGGAAACUGAAAUUUGUGAAUUUAAAUCACGCUUUGAGACUGCUUUCACUGAGUGCCAAGAUGCGAAGUCUCAACUAGAACGCUUGACUGCUCAGAGGGACAAAGAAAUUGCAGCUCUGAGACAUUCAUUGGGCACAAAAGAGACGUUUUACAAAGAAAUUGAGUACCGAGCUGGGAAAUUAGAGCAAGAAAAUCAAGAGUUACUGGAAUCCCUUAAAGAACUCCAGGAAGCUCAGAUUCACGAGGUGGGAAAUUCUUCUUCUUUGGCAAAACUGCGAAACAAGCUCAAAAGAGUGGAGCAGAUGCACCAAGAUUGUUCUGCAAAUCUUAGAGCUAAAGAAGCUGAAUGGAGCUCUCAACUGGAAAAAUUGACUCAAGAGCUGAAUGGUUAUAGGUCUGCACUAGAGAGCAAAGAAACAGAAGCAAAAGAGCUAGAGCUAGAGUUGGAAAAUUGUCACUCUGCAAUAAUGCAACUGGAGUUGCGGAAUGAGGAGGCAUCAGUGAUGUUGUUGGUCUUGAAAUCAGAACUAGAAGAGGCUCAUUUGACCCAUAAAAAUGCUGAGGUUGCGAUGAAUCUCCAUGACAAAGAAAGAGAUGAAACUGUGUCUCUCUUGAUGAGGCAGCUGGAGAUGAAGAACACUGCUCUGGCUAAAGCACUGGAAAGCAAGAAAGAGUGGGAGCUGGAGAAGUCUGCACUAAUUGAUCAGAUUUGUUCCCUGCAGACAAGCUUAGAUUCUCAGACCAGAAUCUCAGAUGAUCUUCAAAACCAGUUAAAGAUGUGCAACCAAGCACUAGCUCAUGAAGAAAGCAGGAGAAAGUAUCUGGAAACUGAAAUUUGUGAAUUUAAAUCACGCUUUGAGACUGCUUUCACUGAGUGCCAAGAUGCGAAGUCUCAACUAGAACGCUUGACUACUCAGAGGGACAAAGAAAUUGCAGCUCUGAGACAUUCAUUGGGCACAAAAGAGACGUUUUACAAAGAAAUUGAGUACCGAGCUGGGAAAUUAGAGCAAGAAAAUCAAGAGUUACUGGAAUCCCUUAAAGAACUCCAGGAAGCUCAGAUUCACGAGGUGGGAAAUUCUUCUUCUUUGGCAAAACUGCGAAACAAGCUCAAAAGAGUGGAGCAGAUGCACCAAGAUUGUUCUGCAAAUCUUAGAGCUAAAGAAGCUGAAUGGAGCUCUCAACUGGAAAAAUUGACUCAAGAGCUGAAUGGUUAUAGGUCUGCACUAGAGAGCAAAGAAACAGCAGCAAAAGAGCUAGAGCUAGAGUUGGAAAAUUGUCACUCUGCAAUAAUGCAACUGGAGUUGCGGAAUGAGGAGGCAUCAGUGAUGUUGUUGGUCUUGAAAUCAGAACUAGAAGAGGCUCAUUUGACCCAUAAAAAUGCUGAGGUUGCGAUGAAUCUCCAUGACAAAGAAAGAGAUGAAACUGUGUCUCUCUUGAUGAGGCAGCUGGAGAUGAAGAACACUGCUCUGGCUAAAGCACUGGAAGAUAACAAUGAAGAACGUCAGAAAGCUGCUGCUUUAUUGAAAAGAGUUGAAUCCUUGGACUUUAUUGAAGAGCAGAAACUCCUAUUAGAGAAAGAGCUUGAAAGGUGCAAGGAAAUACUUCAAGAAUCAUCCAUGUCUCAACUUCACUUUAAGGAGCAAGCUUUGCAGACAGAAAGAGAGCUGCAAGAGAAAAUUAGAGAACUUUGUGAUGCCUUAGACAUGGCAAAUUCAGAAUUGACCACAGAACGUGAGAAGGCAGUUUCUUUGUCAAUGAAAGCUGCAUACUUAGAUACCAUUGAGGAAAAGCGGCAAUUGAUGGAGAAAGAGCUUGAGCAGUAUAGUGAAAUGCUUCAGGAGUCAUCCAGGAAACAAAUUCGCUUAGAAGAGCAAGCUUUUGACAUGGAAACUGACUUCAAAGAGAAACUUAGAGAAGUUUGUGAUGCAUUGGACAAUGCAAAUUCUGAAUUGCAUGAAGAGCGUGAGAAGGUGGCAUCUUUAUUGAGGAGGGUUGAGUCCUUUAAUUUUAUUGAAGAGCAGCAGAAUCUGAUGCAGAAAGAACUUGGGAGGUAUAAACAAAUGAUUGAGGAAUCAUCCAAGUGCCAACUUCACUUACAGAAGGAAACUUUACAGAAGGAAAGUGAUUCUCAAGAGAAACUUCAAGAAGUUUGUGCUGCCUUAGACAGAGCAAACUCCGAGUUGGCAUUGAAAAUUUGUGAAGUACAAGCAGUUGAAUUUGAAUUGUGGAUAUGGAAAUCUAUUGCUCAACGCUUAAAUGACGACCUUGAAGAAAAUCAGGCUUUGCGUAAAGAACUAGAAGCUUCACUUCUUGCACAAGUUGAAGUCGGGGAAACCUUCAAACAAGAGCUUAAAUCAAGAGAGUCAGAAGCUGCUGCUUCUGCUAGAAUGGAGGCAGUCAUGUCCUUUGAGUUGGAGAAAGAGAGUUUUCUCCGAACCAUGAGAGAAAAGGACAUGAUCUUGGAGGAUCUCCAGAAAGAGAUUGGUUGGCUGGAAGAAGAAUCACUGAGAAGAGAUUUUGAAGAUGCAGUUGUUGCACAUGUAGGGGCAGAGAGGACUCUUGAGUUUGAAAAAGAGAAUUUUAGACAGCUUCUAGAAGAGAAAGAUCAUAGCAUAGAUGAACUCCUACAGUUUGUAGGAUCAAUGGAGCAAAAACUUAAUUGCUCUUUAAGCUCUUUUUCUUCAGAGCUUGCAGAGAAGCAAGCUGAAAUUGGUUUAGUCCAUGACGCUUGGGAGAAGAUAGCUGCCACUGAGAUUCUCGCCCAGCUGGAAAUUGAAGAGAAGAAGUUGAUGAUUGUGGAGCUGGAGGGUGACAUCUGCUCUAUACAACAGAAACUGGAAGCACAGGAAAAAUCCAUGUCUUCUUCACAGCAGCAAGCACUGGAGAUAGAAGCUAAACUUGAAGCAAAGCAAGUAGAAAUGACGAAAUUAACAAAUCAAAUGAAAACCAAGCUGAGAACUUCAGAAGCCAUGGUUAAUGAGCUCACGAGCGAGAAAAGAAAUUUGGUUGAAGAUGUAAUGAAGUUGUCAACAGAAAGGGAGAAUCUAUUGGGUUUUAUUGUGGGACUUUGCGACAGGAUCAGUCAGUUCUCUAAUGAAGAUGAGCAACUGGUUGGAACCUUGGAACGGAUGAUGCAGUCUCUUAGUGAUAGUGGAUCUGGUUUGGCCUUGAUGGGAGAUGGGGAAGUUCUCAAGUCUGUGGAAGAGAUUGAGAAUACCAAUCCUUCACCCACAACAGAGAAAUUUCAGGCUGUUCUUGGCCUUGAUAGAUCACCAUUUCGAGAGCUCAACUAGAAACUGGGGAUUCUUCACUUUAUUUUAUUUUAUUUUAUUUUUAAUUUUUCCCUUAUUGUUACCAUGCAAUUUUUAAGCAUGGGAUUUGUGGUCUUAGUUUGUACAUGAUGCACGUGUAUGCAAUCUGUUUCUGUGCUAUGAGAAUUUGCCCCAAAUUCAGAUUGAUUUGCUA